This is a messenger RNA of Vombatus ursinus (common wombat), 3073 nucleotides long. Its product is annotated as zinc finger protein 3-like. The coding region runs from base 355 to 1413 and encodes 352 amino acids. The transcript is spliced from 5 exons. The record is from RefSeq and is a predicted model, not a curated record. NCBI's taxonomy places the organism in Eukaryota, Metazoa, Chordata, Mammalia, Diprotodontia, Vombatidae.
GGUCUGGGAACUGAACAAGUUGCUAAAAAAGUGGAUUUCUGUGAGCACUUGAGUGCAGAAGACGGGGGAAGCUGAGGCAAACGGCUUCUGCUCAUCUUGGGCCUACCCUUUUCCUAGAGGGAAGUCCAAGAGACCAGGUGAUGGCAGCUACUACAAUCUUCCCCACAGCCAGGCCCCAGGAACGUGUUGUUUCAGGGGUUGCUGAACUUUGAAGAUGUGGCAGUAACUUUCAAUCAGGAGGAGUGGGGGUAUCUGAACCCUGCCCAGAGGAGCCUGUACAGGGAUGUGAUGCUGGAGAAUUUUGGGAACAUGGUCUUGUUGGGGCUCCCCAUCUCCAAACCUGACUAGAUCUGCAUGUUGGAGCGAGGGGAAGAACCGUGGGGCCUGGAUCCAUGGGGAACUGAAGAAAGAAAAUUCCAAGGGGAUUGUGAAGCCAGGACUGAGAACAAGGAGUUGAUAUUAAAACAGGAAAUUUCUGAAGAAGUUGACUCAAAAGGAGAAAUAUUAGAAAUACUUUUAGGUGGGGUUCCUCAGGAUCUACUGCUUGAAGAAUCCUGUGAACUUGAGGACCGUUUAGAGAGGCAGAUGGAAAAUCUGGUUGGGGAGAGAGAGGGCACUUUCCUGCACCAGCAGAGACGUUCAAAACAAAUGACAGUUGCCUACCAGGAAACUCCAAGAGAAGACAGUGACCAUGUAGUGACAUAUCACAGGUCUCCUACAGGAGAGAGACCUUACAAAUGUGAUACGUGUGGCCAAGGCUUCAAACGCAGUUCUGAUCUUAUUAAACAUGAGAAAAUGCAUAGUGGGGAAAAGCCCUAUGAAUGUAAUGAAUGUGGGAAAGCCUUUAGUUGGAGUUCAGCCCUUAUUCAGCACCAGAGAAUUCACACUGGAGAGAAACCUUAUGAGUGUAAGGAAUGUGGGAAAGCCUUUGGGUGGAGCUCGGAGCUUAUUCGACACCAGAGAAUUCACACUGGAGAGCGGCCCUAUGAGUGUAGCGAAUGUGGGAAAGCUUUUGUUAGAAGCUCAGCUCUCAUUCAACAUCAGCGGAUACAUACUGGUGAGAAGCCCUAUGAAUGUAAUGUUUGUGGGAAAACCUUCCGUCACAGGCCAACACUUGUUUACCAUCAGGGAAUUCAUACUGGGGAGAAACCCUAUGGGUGUAGUGUAUGUGGGAAAGCCUUUACCCAGAGCACUACCCUUAUUGAACAUAGAAGAAUUCACACUGGAGAGAAGCCCUAUGAAUGUAAUGAGUGUGGAAAAGCCUUCAGUAGGAACUCAGCCCUUAUUCAACACCAGCUAAUUCAUACUGGAGAGAAACCUCAUAAGUGUAAUGAUUGUGGGAAAGCUUUCCGUCACAGAUCAGCUCUUAUUUAUCAUCAGAAUUCAUACUGGCAAGGAACUCUUUGGAUGUAAUGGAAAUUUGAAAGCCUUUAGCCAAUUUCUUCUAUGUUAUCACCACUUAUCUCAUAUUUUAUAACUGUGGAGAAUUCAUACCACUGGGAAAUCCAACCUACAGGAAGCACUAGGAAUGCCUUUCAAUACAGGUCAAUUGCUGUCAUUGAAAUUCAUCAUUGUAAAUUAGAUGUUUCCAUCACAGUAAAGGGAUUUGGGUGUUAGAGUUUGCCUAAAACAUACUUUAGUCCUUCAAUAAGCAGUGCCUCGUUUAGGUAGCUACGAGGCUUUCCAGGUCCUUUUUCUAGUUUUUCCCUGCUCUAUCCUCACUUAGAAGGUUAUAGUGUUAAUGACCACUUUUUUAAUAUUUACUUGGAACAACUCUGUUUUAACCAUUCCCCAAGUUUUCUUGACCUGAUGCAUUUCACGUGUCUUCCAAAGCGACGAGAUUUUGUGCAGAGUUUGGUUCUCUGUUCUUCCUUUUCUUUGUUUUUACGGUUAUUAGUUUCUUUUUAGAAACCUGUGGUUUGUCCUCUUCCCCUAAUUUGCCAGUUUUCUAAACUAGACAUUCUUUUUGGAAUGACACAUUGAAUCAGCACUUUACAAUCUGACUUCUUAAAGAAGCCAGUCUGUUUGUUUGUUUUUUAACAAAACCAAUCACAAUUUAAAUAAAGCUAAACCAUCAGAUGCUUCAGAUAUAUUAGAAAAGUAAAACAAAUGUCUUCUUGUUUGUGGAUAAGGGAAUCCCUUAGUAAAAGCACAGAUCUUGACCAACAUCUGAAAAGUCACGCCACACAGACGUGAAUGGAAUUAAUUUGUGAGUCUUGUAGCUCUAAGAAUUCACAUUGAGCCAACACCAUGAACAACUAUAACAACUGUAAGCUCACAAGCAGGGCAAGUGAGCCCUGUGGAGCCCCAAAUUCAGUAUCACAUGCGAAUAAAACUACUGAUUAAUGUUUGUUGAUUGGCUGUCUGAAAAAAAAAAUUCUUUGAUAAUGUUUUUAUGUUACCCUUAUAGAGCAACAGCCAAGGGAAAGCUUUAGAAAUUAGAAUUCACCCCCACCAAAUCUUUCUCCAUUGGGAAAAUAGGGCAGGGCAGAAUAACUUGACUUUACAGUUCCUACUCAGAGGGACUGUGAGUGCUGGCAGUUCCUUAUGAUCUGAAAGGAGGCUGAUGCCUGGAACAAGGACUUAAUACUUAAUGUCUGUUUGAGGAAUGAGAUGAUGAACUUUGAUAAGUAGAAGUCCAAGUGCAGGUGACCUCCAGGCAACUAUGAGAGAUAUACCAGCCUGGGAAGGUUAGGACUGGAGAUAGAAAUUUGGGAGCCAUCCACAAAUGGAAUAAGGUUAAGUAUUCCAAAGUUUUGUGCCACCAUUUAACUGCAGUCAGGCUGUAUCUGAGAGAGAGAUUGUUAGCAUUCCUGUGGGGAGCAUACACAUUCGGUACAGUAAUGUUCCUGAAGGUUUAAGAUUCUGCAGAUGGGUGGAAUAUUCCUAAUUUUUGGUGUUUAGCUCUUGUUUCUGAACUCCAGAAAUGAAGACAUUUGGGUUUAAUUGCACUAGGUUAAAACCAUAGUGAUAAAUGUAAGGCCAGCUGGAGAAGGGGGUGAGGGAGAAAAGGAAACCUGCUGUAACUGUCACUGUUUGAUAUAUGAUUAACAAUAAAAUAUCUUGUGAUAUG